AUGUUCUUGAAUGACAACGAUGAGGAGAACAAUAUCACUCCCAGUGAAAACCAGGAGAACGGUCACGAUCCAGGUCCUCCACAUUUUACCACGACACUAACGGUCGCGCCAUCAACUAAAAAGCCUAUGGCGUAUUACGACUUCACUCAAACUGAUUAUGAAUGCUUUGAAGCGCUUGUCAACUUCGCCUAUACUGCAUGUUUGGAAAUAAGUUCGAAAAAGGUUGCUGAGCUUUAUAAGACAGCCUUUGCUCUCCAAAUGACUCCGGUCGUCAAGGCAUGCGCUCAUUUUCUAGCGGACAACCUUAGUUUGAAGAACUGCAUCGGGAUUCGGCGGCAAGCGAACUUUAACGAUGAUACAUAUCUCCUCAGCAAAGUUGAUGCUUUUAUUCAAGAAAAUUUCGAGAAAAUUGUGAAUGACAGCGUAGAAUUCACUCAGCUACCCUGUAUCAAGACCCGCAUUAUCGUACCAAAGGAUGAUGGAUAUCGGCCUUCAAGCCUCGAAAAGGGUGCCUUACUCGCCCAAAGCGCUCUUGAUUACUUCAACCGAAUACCUCACGACAGAGUAGAACAUUCUAUAGAAAAACUCAUACACAAGACUCCGCUGCUUUAUAUGGAGGACGACCAAAGACUAACCGACUGCGCGGAUAUCGAUGACAAAUCCUCCGUGGGAAGUUGCGAUAUUAUACAGGAUUAUAAGAGAAGCGGCAAGGAAGUGGCCAAAGCAAUGACUAAUGGUUCAAUGGAUUCGUCCUUCACAGCUCCUGUGCAACAUCGUGUCACUGGAGCAGUUCCAGUACGACUGAAUGCCAGCCGCGUUCCGAAUGUGCGGUAUUCAUCUACGGAAAGUCUGAACUCAGUGGAUUCAGCUGAAAGUGACCCUCAGGAUACGAUCGAAACUCGUCUUAUCGCAACGCACCAAACAUCUCCCGACUUCUGGGUGGCUCUAGCGGUAUUGUAUCGUCGGCUUGUUGUGCUCAGUAUUCAACUAACUGACGAUGAAGAUAUAACCAAAAACAAGUCGAAUAACAGUAACGGUGUUGAUCCGCAAAAGAACGUGUUGCUCUCGCGUUUGAUAUCGUGCACUGGCAGUCAACGUCGUCCUCUUGCCACCAUGAACUGUGCUCGGUGCUCAAUUGGAGCAUCAUUUCUCAAUGGAAAAAUCAUUGUUUGUGGCGGCUAUGACAGAGGAGAGUGUCUCCGAUCUGUAGAGGAGUACGAUGUUGUAAAGGGUGAAUGGAAGCAGUUACAAUCUAUGAAUGACGAGCGGGGCAGAUUCGAUAGCGCUGUACUUAACGGGAAGGUUAGUCGAUUUUGCGGCUAUGACAGAGGAGAGUGUCUCCGAUCUGUAGAGGAGUACGAUGUUGUAAAGGGUGAAUGGAAGCAGUUACAAUCUAUGAAUGACGAGCGGGGCAGAUUCGAUAGCGCUGUACUUAACGGGAAGAUUUAUGCAGUUGCUGGAAGUAAUGGUAACAUUGACUUGAAAACAGCCGAAGUUUACAAUCCAAGACUGAACCAAUGGACUGCGAUUCCUUCCCUCAAUAAAGCAAGAAGUCAUAAUGGUUGUACUGCUUUGGACGGCUUCCUUUAUUGCGUAGGUGGAUCGCUUGAUCAGCAAGUUCUGAAAGACUGUGAAAGGUUCGACGAGUCGCGGCAGGUUUGGGAACCCAUAGCGUCCAUGGAACUAGCUCGUUUCCAAGCGGGAGUUAUUGCUUGGCGCGGUCUAGUUGUUGCCUGUGGUGGAUGUGACCGGUGGACUUGUAUGGAUUCUGUUGAAGCUUACGACCCAAAGACUAACACAUGGCGUAUGUUGGCAAAGAUGCGAACAGCUCGACGAGGAUGUGCGGUGGCCGUAAUUCGAGGUAGGUCUUCUGUCAGCACAUCCGCCUCUCACCGCUCUAUGUGUGCACCAGAUCAUGAUCAUUCUAUGAGUGUUUACGAUAGAUUUGAAUGCGUCUCAUGA
This is a messenger RNA of Cooperia oncophora, 1962 nucleotides long. Lineage: Eukaryota; Metazoa; Nematoda; Chromadorea; Rhabditida; Trichostrongylidae. The record is from the annotation of a GenBank genome assembly.